Messenger RNA from Acanthochromis polyacanthus (spiny chromis), 2089 nucleotides. It is a transcript of the gene commd5, whose product is annotated as COMM domain containing 5. The transcript has 6 exons. The record is from RefSeq and is a predicted model, not a curated record. Gene Ontology annotation, cellular component: nucleus. Lineage: Eukaryota; Metazoa; Chordata; Actinopteri; Pomacentridae. The coding region runs from base 131 to 772 and encodes 213 amino acids.
AGUCAUGUGACAUGAAGGCGGAAGUUGUUGCAUCAACAGAAAGCUGGCAGCAAAGACAACACAGACGGCUGUUACCUUAUAUUUGUAAUUCUGCUGUCCGUUCAAACUACAUGUUAGUCACCUGUUAGUCAUGUCUUCGAGCCAUGCGAAGGACCCUUCCUUUCUGGGAGGAAGGAUACCACCAGAAAUCGAGUCGAUGUCGAAAAACCUGAAGGAUGUGGACCAGGAGCUUUUCAGAAAAAUACUAAAAGCUGUGGUCAGUGCUUUGGAGGGGAAGGACUGCAGAGAGGUGAUGAAAUCGAUAGCAGAGAGCAGCGUCAUCCCUCAGGAGAGGCUCAGUCACAUCAUAGCUGGGAUGCACAGAGUUCUGUCUGAGGCCAUCCGCAUCCCAACACCGUUACUGAAACAGGAGCUUCUAAAUCCUGGAAUCAUUGUUUCUGUCAUCAGGAUACCUGAAGACUUCAUCACAGAUUUCUGCAGUGUGGUUUUUGGAAAUCGUCGUGCAGUCCUAGAAGCGGCUGCUUCCCAGAAAGAUCCUCAGCUUCCAACAGUAGCAGAUUUUAAAUGGAGAGUGGAUGUAGCCAUUUCUACAAGCUCUUUAGCCAGAGCCCUGCAGCCUUCUGUUCUCAUGCAGAUGAAACUAUCAGAUGGGAGUUUUCACCGCUUUGAGGUGCCCGUGUCCAAAUUCCAGGACCUCCGUUACAACGUGGCUUCGAUUCUCAAAGAAAUGAACGAUCUGGAGAAGAGGAGCAUCCUCAAGAUCCAAGACUGACGCACCAGCUAGUUAUUGAAGUAAACCGUUUAACUUCUGAGACGCAGUUUUGUACAAUUUUCUCAUACGAUGAUAUAAAAGAUGAUAAUAAUCUGCCUGUUAUGAUCUUGUCCUCUGAUGGUGUUGGCAUCCAACGUACCUGACUGUUGACGGAGUGCAAAAAGAUAACUUCAUGUAUCUCAACCUGCAUUUAAAAACAAAAUCAGACUCUUUUAAACUGUACAUAUCUGCAUUUUUUAAUAGUGCUUGUUGGAUCUGAGACGCCUGAGAAACUUUAGUGUGCCAAAAUAUAGCUGCCUACAAAUGACCAAUUGGACACUCUCACUAAAGCCCUUUUCCACCCAAAAUGCUCGCAGCUUUGACUGCUUGGUAUUACUUUAACAUUUUGAUCCACAACUUGGGUCAAAAAUGACCCAAAUCCAAUGGAGAAUGAGUAUCUCCUGAGCCACACUGGGCAUCAAAGGGUUAAGGAGCUACAAGGUUCUCUCAGACCAUUUGUUGUCUUUCAUUGUGGUCUAAAGACCUACAAAGAUUUGGCAAAAAAAUCUUUUUUUUUUCUACAUGACUCGAGGUGGUUUUCCCUGCAGGACUCUUUGCAUGUCUUCCCACCAGCAGAACCUCACUGAGGGCUGUUUUACGGUCAGAAAAAAAGUUCAGAUUCAGAUUCAGAAAGAACAGCCCACUCAGUGUCCUUGUUGUGUUUUCUCUGAAACAUCGCCAGCUUAAAUGUAAAAGUCACCGCAUGACCAAUCUGAACAAACCCUCUGUUUUUCUGUGUGUUUAUGGAGCUGGUGUUGUGUCCAGUAGCUAUUAUUUAUAGCUGUUCUGGUUAAGUCAGAGUGGAUGUGGCGUUAGAAGCUGUGGGAUUCUACGCCCCAACGGGAACUGAAAGGCUGAUUACACACCUGUUUCUGUAAAUAUAUCAACGCUAUCCUGAGUUCCUGCAGUGCAAAAACCGCCUUAUAGUGGAUCAAAUUCAAUCCGAUUGAGUCCGACUCCCCUGAGCAGAGACUUUUAGGGGAGUUACAUGAUUUCCUCCAAAGAUUCCUGACCCUUUGAGAAAGUUCCUGCAGUGGAAAUGGUCCUUCUGUCGCCGUUUAAACUGGUACUCAUUAGAGACUGAAUCAAUGGCUUCUUUUUACUCAUGUUUUUGUACAUAGAGUUCAAACCAUAACAAAAUAAAACACAUUUACUCAUCUUGUGGCAUAGCCUCAUAAUCUGUGAGGUAAAAUGCUGCUUUUAUGUGUUUUCUGUAUUAACAUCAACACUUUGUCCUCUUCAGCCACAAUUCUGCAAUAAAAUUUGUCCAUUAGUGUA